AUGGCUUCUAAUCCGCGUGUGUCCGUCAUUCAGUGGCAAAUCAAGCCAUUAGACCCGGAAUACAACCAUGCCAAAGCAUGCGAAUACAUCCGCGAGGCAGCCAACCAAAAGGCCGAGCUGGCCGUUCUUCCAGAAUACCACCUAAGCGGCUGGGUCCCCGACGACCCUCUCUGGUCAACCCAAGCAGAAUUAUCCCCGAGAUAUCUCUCACAAUACUGCAACUUAGCAAGAGACCUAGGAAUCAGCCUGGUCCCAGGAACAAUCAUCGAGAAACAUCCGGAUGAAAACAACACCACGCUGUUCUACAACACAGCCUACUUCAUCUCAAACGACGGCUCAAUUCUCUCAUCCUACCGCAAAAAGAACAUCUGGCAUCCAGAACGACCACAUCUUACCUCUUCAACACACGAGCGACAUGUCGCAUUCGACACGCCUGUCGGUCGUGCGGGCAUGCUUAUUUGCUGGGAUCUGGCGUUCCCCGAGGCGUUUAGGGAGUUGAUAGCCGAUGGGGCCAAGAUUAUAAUCAUUCCUACUUUCUGGACACCCCAUGACGCAUCCCCGGAAGCGCGCAAGUCGAAUCCAGACUGUGAAGCCCUCUUCCUUGAAACGACGAUUACAGCUCGUUGUUUCGAGAAUACUUGUGCAGUGAUCUUUGCCAAUGCCGCUGGUCCGAAAGAGGAUUUCCUUGGAUUGUCUCAGAUUACACUUCCUAUCACUGGGCCUGUUGGGAAAAUGGGGGCUGAAGAGGGCGUUCUGGUUAGGGAGUUGGAUGUCGGGGUUGUUGAGGCUGCUGAGGCCAAUUAUAAGGUUAGACAGGAUCUGAGGAGGGGGGAUUGGUAUUAUUCGUAUCGGCAUACUGUUAAGGGAGAGUAG
Penicillium nucicola is the source of this 873-nucleotide messenger RNA. RefSeq names its product carbon-nitrogen hydrolase family protein. Gene Ontology annotation, molecular function: hydrolase activity, acting on carbon-nitrogen (but not peptide) bonds, in linear amides. The record is from RefSeq and is a predicted model, not a curated record. Lineage: Eukaryota; Fungi; Ascomycota; Eurotiomycetes; Eurotiales; Aspergillaceae. Bases 1 to 873 code for a protein of 290 amino acids. The transcript is spliced from 4 exons.